AAAAAGAAACGGAUUUCUAGGAAAUUCAUUUAUUUAAUCUGGCGCAGUUACACUAACUAACAGCAACGUUAGGACGGUUAAGUUAGGUGUAGACUAUUUACUCGUAUGCUUGUUAUUUCAUUGUAAAAAAACAUUUUCAAACAUUUAAAAGCCUAUGAAGGUUUUUUUUUAUAUAGUGAUCAACUAACAUAAGUUUUAAAUAGCCAAUUAUAAUGGAAAAAUCUGCACAAGAAAAAGCCCAGCUAAGCAAUGAUAAUGACCCCCCACCAGUUUAUAGUGAGACUCCCAUGGGAGGUGCACCGUAUUCUAAUGAUGGUGCACCUUAUCCUUCUGAAGGAGGUGCACAGUAUCCACCACAGAAAGGUGCACUAUAUCCCCCACAAGGAGGUUCACUAUAUCCCCCACAAGGAGGUACAGUGUAUCUCCCUCAAGGAGGUUCACAAUAUCCACUUCAAGCCUAUCCAGCAGGAGGAACGACAUAUCCUAAUUAUCCUUAUAUCCCCGUGGGAGUUCAACAGGGACCGAGCCAGCAGACAUCGAACACUGUUGUGGUUGUGAUGCCUACAGCAAACGAGCCAGCAAAGAAUACAGUUGUAACCGUCCCUGUGCCCCCUGAUCAAAUGUGUGCGGCCAUAUUUGUCACCUUAUGCUGUUUCUGGCCAACUGGAAUUGUGGCCAUCUUGAGGGCCAGUAAUGCACGAACUGCCCUGGCCCAGGGGGACUUAACGUCUGCCCAAGUCUACUCAAGAACUGCCAGAAGUAUGGUCAUCAUCAGUGUUGUGCUGGGCAUUAUUACCUACAUCCUUAUUAUAAUAAUUACAAGUGCUAGCUAGUUUAUUUAGUGGAGUUUUCAUACAACUGCUUCAAAUGUAUUUAAAGUUCUCAGGUAUAGCAAAAAGAUGCUUACAAUAUUUUUAAAUAUCUACAGCUGUCUGAAUUAGAAUUCAUACAAACAUAGCAAAUAUUAGUAGAUAGUAGUUUUGGUCAUUAAGUGGUUUUUUUUUUUUUUACAUUUUUCCAUCCUAAAAGUAUUUUGAUUCUUACUUAAACUAGACUUUUUAAAUGAGUGAAAGCCAAAUGGCUGGGGCACAAUUUACUUUUAACUGUUUUGACUGGUUUUGCGGAAAGACUUGUUCAUGAGUGGUCUGGCUGUGUCUAAGCGGCUCCGGAAAUAAAUAAAAACCUGUCAGUCCCAACUGAAAUUUUUUUGUAGUGCAUUUUUAUUCCGUCUCAAGCCUGAGGAUGGAUGCUUACAAAAUGAAAGGUCACUUUUUCAAAUACAUUAUACAGACAUGCCAAAAGCAGAACUGUUCCGUUUUAAAAAAUAAAUAAAUUCGUGUCCAGUUCCACCA
Physella acuta is the source of this 1352-nucleotide messenger RNA. RefSeq names its product proline-rich transmembrane protein 1-like. Gene Ontology annotation, cellular component: membrane. The record is from RefSeq and is a predicted model, not a curated record. Lineage: Eukaryota; Metazoa; Mollusca; Gastropoda; Physidae.